CAGAACUCUUCGUGUCGACCAAUCAGAUGGCAGGAUGAUUUCUCUUCCUGUUUAGCCGAGGGAAUCAUUAUCGGUCGCGGACGGAGAUCAUGGGAGGGAUCAAACAAGAGCAGAGUGAAGCAUCACAGCAGCCCAAAGCUUCACAUUCAGCAGAUCAGCCACAGGACGAGCCAAAGAAGCGAGGCUGGCCAAAGGGAAAGAAAAGAAAGAAGGUGCUACCAAAUGGCCCCAAGGCACCAGUAACAGGUUACGUCCGCUUCCUGAAUGAACGCCGAGAACAUAUGCGGGCCAGAUACCCUGACUUACCUUUCCCAGAAAUCACCAAGAGACUUGGAGCAGAGUGGACACGAUUAGCCCCGAAUGACAAACAGCGCUACCUGGACGAAGCAGAGCGGGAGAAAAUGCAGUAUGCCCAGGAACUGAAGGAGUAUCAGCAGACUGAGGCUUAUCAGAUCACCAGUGCCAAGAUACAGGACAAGAGGAUCAAAAAAGAAGACGCUCCAUCCGUCAUCAUCAGCACAAGUUCAGAGUCAUCUUUAUCAAAGGCGUCUGACCUCAGCAGAUUCGACAUCCCUAUCUUCACAGAGGAGUUCCUCGAUCAAAACAAAGCUCGAGAGGCUGAGUUGCGACGGCUCCGUAAGGCCAACAUUGAGUUUGAGGAGCAGAAUGCAGUGCUCCAGAGGCACAUUAAGGACAUGUACAACGCUAAAGAGCGCCUGGAGGCUGAACUGGGGCUGGACGAGAAGCGUACCCAGGCUCUUCACCAACACUUGCUCGCCAUCAAACACACAUUGGUCAACAGUCUGUCUUCAGUCCCCCUGCCAGGUACAGGUGAGACAGCGUCUCAUGGGAACCUUGACUCAUACCUGAGCCGUCUCAGUGGAGUACUGGAAGGAAACCCUCACAAGCAUCGUGCACUGCUCUCACAGCUUUGCGAAGUCCUCUCUCAUCUGGACAGUGAGAAGUUAUGAGGAGAGUCCAGCUGGAGACGCUUUCAUUCCUGCAAUAGAGGGACACGUGACCGGCUCGGUGGUAUUAGGUCAAGUCAGUGCCAUUCAACAGAGCAUGUGGAUAUAUCAAGGAAAGUAAAGGCAAGGGUACAAACACCACACACACAGAUCAUGUCUACAUGCCUCUUCUUUAUGAAUAUAUGUAUUCUGUAGAAUAUGUGUAUUCAUGCACAUAAGUGUUUGUGAAUGUAAAUUUAUGUGACAGUGUGGGAGGGUUUUUACAGUUCAGGAAUUUCAUUGAUGCAAUGUAAUUUUAUCCUUUGAACUGCUUAAAUUCAGUCAAAUUGGAUUGAUCCUAAUCCUAUCGUGUAGUAUCAGCAGUUACCGACAGGCCUAUGACCUGUCCAAUAAGACAAGCAUAAUUAUUAGUUUACAAUAAAUGCCAUUUGGCAUUUGGUGAGUGGGGAAUGUGUACGUAGUGUUAUUUAGGAUGCAUGAAAAAAAUAAACUGGAAAGGGUGAGAAUUACAUGUUUGAAUUUACAUUAAUAAUGGUGGGUUGUUGAAUGGGCAAGCAGUUUCACUUGUUGUCAGAAUAUUAUAUAUAUAUUUGUGAAGUAUAUUUGUAUUUUCUGAAAUGUUCAUUAAACCACACUGAAAAUGUUUACA
Molecule: messenger RNA, 1617 nt
Organism: Plectropomus leopardus (leopard coralgrouper)
Lineage: Eukaryota; Metazoa; Chordata; Actinopteri; Perciformes; Serranidae
Gene: hmg20b
Product: high mobility group 20B
Biological process (GO): regulation of gene expression
Cellular component (GO): nucleus
Source: RefSeq, a predicted model, not a curated record